Molecule: messenger RNA, 1767 nt
Organism: Fonsecaea pedrosoi CBS 271.37
Lineage: Eukaryota; Fungi; Ascomycota; Eurotiomycetes; Chaetothyriales; Herpotrichiellaceae
Exons: 3
Coding region: 1-1767 (588 amino acids)
Biological process (GO): circadian regulation of gene expression; entrainment of circadian clock by photoperiod
Cellular component (GO): nucleus; cytoplasm
Molecular function (GO): DNA binding; FAD binding
Source: RefSeq, a predicted model, not a curated record
AUGCGCAGAAUGAAACGCAAAGCAAAUAACGUGGUAGUGGCUGUCGACCCUGAGCACAAGAAGCCACGCUCAAUCACAGGCUCCUCAAAUCAAUACAAAGACUCGACAAAUGAGCUCAAGUACGGAAUCAUCCUCCCCAAGUACUAUCCUCCCGAGAUGACCAACGAGCGAGCCGAAGCAUACAAGACCGGACAGAUUGAGCGACCGAUAGAGACACUGGAAAAAGCCGCUAAAGAAACACAAGCCGACCGAGACCAAGUACCGCCAGGAAAGUGUGUGGUUCACUGGUUCAAGUGUGACUUGCGGACGACGGACAACAAGGGACUGCACCUAGCAAGCAACAUGGCAAAAUUGCACAAUGUGCCCCUGGUUUGCCUUUACUUGAUCUCCCCUCAAGACUUCGAGGCCCAUCUGACAGCUCCCGUACGCGUUGAUUUCAUUCUUCGUAACCUUGCUAUGUUGAAGAGGGAUCUAGAUGAUUUGGACAUACCAUUGUAUGUUGAGACGGUGGAGAGGAGAAGGAACAUCCCGUCUAAACUCGCCGACUUAUGCGCGGUAUGGGGAGCUUGCCAUGUAUUUUGCAACGCAGAGUACGAGGUGGACGAGCUCAGGAGAGAAGCUGCUCUAACAAGGGGUUUUUUGGAGAGGGGAAUAUCCUUCAGUGUCAUCCAUGAUACUUGCGUUGUCGAACCUGGCAAGCUGAAGAGUGGCUCUGGUGGUCCAAUAUCGGUCUACAGUCCCUGGCACCGAAAGUGGUGCACCUACCUCAACCAAAACCCCCAAGAACUGGACUAUCUCCCUCCACCAGGCCACAACCCACAGUCUGCGAGAGAAAGUUACUCGAGGUUAUUUAACACUGGUAUUCCAGCGGCACCUCCCUCGAAGCAGCUGACCGAGGAAGAAAGAGUGAGAUUCAGUAGCAUGUGGCCCGCAGGAGAGAGUGAAGCCCAAGAUCGACUGCACAAGUUCGUGCUCGAGAAAAUUGCCAAGUACCAUGAUACCAGGAACCUACCUGGAGGCAAUGGGACGUCUGUUCUUAGCCCACACCUGGCAGCAGGUACAAUUGCCGCACGGACAGUUGUUAGAGAGGCUCGUGACGCAGCUCCCUUGAAGAGAGUGACAGAUGACCGGAAACAAGGACACUCAAUGUGGAUUGCCGAGGUAGCGUGGAGAGAUUUCUAUAAACAUGUCCUAUGCCACUGGCCGUACAUUUGCAUGAAUAAGCCUUUCAAACCAGAAUACAGCAAUGUCGAGUGGGAGUACGACAUGGAACAGUUCGACAAAUGGACCCAGGGCAAGACAGGUUUCCCAAUAGUUGAUGCUGCAAUGCGCCAGGCAGCGUAUACGGGAUAUAUGCCGAAUCGCUGUCGGAUGAUUGUGGCUUCCUUCUUGGCCAAAGAUCUCCUGAUUGACUGGCGCAUGGGCGAAAAGUGGUUCAUGGAGCACCUCAUUGAUGGUGACUUUGCAUCAAACAACGGCGGUUGGGGAUUCAGUGCCAGCUGUGGCGUCGACCCACAACCCUAUUUCCGCAUUUUCAACCCGUUGCUCCAAAGCGAGAAGUUUGACGCUGAGGGAGGGUAUAUCCGUAAAUGGGUGCCAGAGCUUGCUGAUAUCGAAGACAGCAAGGGAAUCCAUGACCCGUACAACCGUGGCUACGGGAAGGUUGCUGAGACAAAUGGCUAUCCAAGGCCAAUUGUCAAUCACAAAGAGUCGCGAGACAGGGCUCUGGCGCGGUAUAAAGCGGGCAUUGGAAGAGAUAAUGCAUGA